CUGUCAAAGAAGAAACCUUGGAGAUCGAUACAUAUAAAUGUGAGGUCCAUGAGAUAUGCAAAAUGUGGUUUUGUGACUCAGCACCAUGGAUACCCACACUAGGAAUUCUGGGUUGCAUAUUCUCUCUCUGCUGGCCAUUUUUAUGAUUCUUCUUCAAUAUUCGAGUUCCACUACAUUUGGUGCCAGUGAAGAGGAGCAAUUGGAAACCAUGGUGGAGGGUGCUGAAAAUCAUUUAGCAUAUCCUGGCAGAAGUUAUGGGAUUGGUGAUCUGGGGACGAUGGAGGAUGAUCCAUGGCUAAUGGUGCAGAAGAAAGGGAACCAAUUUGUGGUUGACGACCAACCUUUCUAUGUAAAUGGCUUCAACACUUAUUGGUUGAUGGUAUUUGCUGCGGAUGAAUCAACCAGAGUAAAGGUCACGGAUGUGUUUAAACAAGCAUCUUCGGUGGGUCUAACAGUUUGCAGAACUUGGGCAUUUAAUGAUGGACAGUGGCGAGCUCUUCAGAAAUCUCCAUCGGUUUACGACGAAGAAGUUUUCAAGGCCUUGGAUUUUGUUGUGAGUGAAGCAAAAAAAUACAAGAUCAGGCUCAUAUUGUCAUUAACUAACAACUGGGAUGCAUAUGGUGGCAAAGCACAAUACGUGAAAUGGGGAAAAGCUGCCGGCCUGAAUUUAACAUCCGAUGAUGACUUCUUCUCUGAUCCAACCCUCCAGAGUUACUACGAGGCACAUGUUAAGACGGUGCUUAAUAGAGUCAACACAGUCACAAAUAUAACUUACAAGGAUGACCCAACAAUUCUUGCUUGGGAGCUGAUGAACGAGCCUCGAUGCAUAUCAGAUCCCACUGGAAAUAAACUGCAGGGAUGGAUACAAAAAAUGGCAGUCUAUGUGAAGAGCAUCGAUCCAAAACAUUUGGUGGAGAUUGGACUGGAAGGAUUUUAUGGUCCCUCAGCACCUGACAGAGUUCAGUUUAACCCAAAUACAUAUGCCCAACAAGUGGGAACUGACUUUAUCAGGAACCAUCAGGUUUUAGGCGUUGAUUUCGCUUCUGUUCACAUUUAUGCAGACUCUUGGAUUUCACAAUCAAUUUCGGAUGCCCAUCUGCAAUUCACAAAGUCAUGGAUUGAAGCUCACAUAGAAGACGCAGAGAAAUAUCUUGGGAUGCCUGUUGUGUUUGCUGAAUUUGGUGUAUCUACAAAGGACCCUGGCUACAACUCGUCUUACCGGGACGCCCUUCUCACAACAGUAUACACGACCCUCUUGAACUCUACAAAGAAGGGAGGGAGUGGGGCUGGUAGCCUUUUAUGGCAGCUUUUUCCUGAAGGGACAGACUACAUGGAUGAUGGGUAUGCAAUUUUUCUAUCGAAAUCUGCUUCAACAUCAAAAAUCAUAUCCCUUCAGUCCACAAGACUCGCGACCUUCAACUCCAAGUGUUCUUGGAAGUGUCACUGGGGCUGCAAGAAGAAGCAUUCUUGGGAGACAUUCCUUUACCCUGAUGAACUGUAAAAUUAAACAUGAAAAAAAAAAAAAAAAGUCCCAAUAUGGUGGAAGAGGGAACAUACUGAUGAAAAUGUAAGUUUUUAUAUGCAAAGACAUGAAUGUUAAUUUCA
Messenger RNA from Alnus glutinosa, 1605 nucleotides. RefSeq names its product mannan endo-1,4-beta-mannosidase 6. Gene Ontology annotation, biological process: carbohydrate metabolic process. The coding region runs from base 86 to 1501 and encodes 471 amino acids. Gene Ontology annotation, molecular function: hydrolase activity, hydrolyzing O-glycosyl compounds. The transcript is spliced from 6 exons. The record is from RefSeq and is a predicted model, not a curated record. NCBI's taxonomy places the organism in Eukaryota, Viridiplantae, Streptophyta, Magnoliopsida, Fagales, Betulaceae.